CAGAGGCAGAGGCUGCAGCGCCCGAAAAGUUCCGAAUUUGCCAGACAGAGUCCACAUAGGGCUGCUCGUCGCUUUGUGGCCGCAUCCGGAACUGUUAGCAGCAGUUGCUGUUGCCGGAAUUUGAUUUUAACGCAUUUCUCAGAGCCGCGUCGCCGUUUCCCAAUUGGCAACUGGCAACCAUAUCAAAACCGAGCGCAGGCCCAAUCGGAAGAGUCUCGUCUGUGCCUCCGGAACGUUUCAAUGGCAACACAUUGAAAUUGGCUGAGCCAAAGGGGAACCCAUCUCCACGUGGGCAUUCAUGCGGGAGAUCCGUUGGAAUGAGCUCCAAUUGUGGCGUCACAUGCUCUGACAAGUUAUUAGCUACACGUCUGCCAUCCAAAUAAACAUCCCCAUCAAUAUAACACUUGAACCUGGAGUAGGAAGAGGAGGUUCUCCUCAAGCUAAGUAUGGCCGCCAGGCGCAGCUGCCUGCUACAGCUCCUCUGGAUCUCUUGGAUCACUUGGCAGCUACCUUUGGUCAGCGGAUAUCUAAACAUAUUUAUCAGCCACCACGAGGUGAUGAAACUGAUGGGGCUGGAGGCGGAUUUGUUCUACGUGCACGAGGGAGCCAUUAACACAUACGCGAUGCACUUCACUGUUCCCGUCCCGGCAGAUGUGCACGAGCUGGAGUUCUCCUGGCAGAGUCUCAUUGCUUAUCCGCUGCGCUACACUAUCAGCAUCGAAUAUGCGAACGACCAGGACGCACUGGGUACACCCACGCUGAGCAUUCCACACAAGGGUCUGGUGCCGCAGGAGAUCGAGUCCUUCCUGGUCUACCUGCCCUGCACCGGCAACGCCAGCCUCCAACUGCCGGUCAAUGUCAACAUGGUAGUGCAGGGACCUCCCCGCUUCAACGACACCCGGCUCCACUUCAAGCGCAACAAGAUCUGUGCCAAGGGCAUCUCACCCGAACCAAACCAGUCGCCGGCCCCAGCCCACGCCCCUUCCCAGGGACCGGCUUUGAUGAGCGCCGCUGCCUGCGCUCUGGGCCUAGUUUUAGCCGUAGGCCUCGUGGCUAGCAUGAUGUAUGUGCGGGCUCGCAAGCAGCUGCGCCAGGACUCACUACACACCAGCUUCACUACAGCGGGUUAUGGCAGUCAUCAGAAUGUGUUCAUUCGCCUUGAUCCUUUAGGUCGACCGCCGAGUGCCACCGGAUCCUACGCGACCAUCGCCAGCCUGAAUAAAUAUCCAGCGGAGACCAAAAAGUCGUGCAGCAUAUUCGACCGGUUCCGCAGCUCGCCCACACCCACACCCUACGCCACCGCCCUGCUGCCAAUGGGAGACCAGAACGGCGAGACCAUUUACUCAAAGCCAGAAUCUGUCUGUCCCUCGAGAAUAUCCUACUACGCCUCCUCCCAGCUAACCCAGGCCUGCAGCAUGUCCACACCGAAGAGCAGCCGUGGCAAUGGCAGCGGCAGCCUCUUCGGCGGCCUUGCCACCGGCAGCACCAUCACCGUGGCCAGUCAUGGGCAUGGCGACAAGACCAAGGAGCGUCUGCGUCGUAUACCCAGCGUGCAGCCGGGUGCUUUGAGCUACGAGCAGCUCAUCAAAGAGGGCACCUUUGGCCGCAUCUAUGCGGGCAAGCUGGGCGAGACUUGCGAUGCGCUGGUCAAGACGGUCAUCGACGGCGCCUCGUUGACGCAGGUGGCCUGCCUGCUGCAGGACGCCUCGCUGCUCAUUGGCGUCAGCCAUCAGCACAUAUUGGCGCCUCUGCUGGCCAACACGGAGCUGCCCGGCCCGCCCGAGAUUGCAUACCCCUAUCCGUCCAAGGGCAAUCUAAAGAUGUACUUGCAAAAGUCACGGGAAUCCAGCACUGCGCUGAGCACCCGCCAGCUGGUGGAGUUCGGACUCCAUAUUACCAAGGCGCUGGCCUAUCUGCACUCGCUGGGCAUUGUGCACAAGGAUUUGGCCACACGCAAUUGCUACGUGGAUGAGGAGGCGUAUGUGAAGAUUUGCGACAGCGCGCUCUCGCGGGAUCUCUUUCCGGAUGACUAUGACUGUCUGGGCGAUAAUGAGAAUCGUCCGCUCAAGUGGCUGUCGCUGGAGUCGCUGCAGAAGAAGGUCUAUACCACGCAGGGCGAUGUCUGGUCUCUGGGCGUACUCUACUGGGAGCUGGUCACACUGGCCCAGAUGCCGCACGAGGAGGUGGACAUAUUUGAGCUUACCAAUUACUUGGCUGCCGGCUAUCGUCUCGAGCAGCCCGUUAAUUGCCCCGAUGAAUUCUUUACGGUCAUGAACUGCUGCUGGCACUGUGAGCCGAAACAGCGUCCGACACCCGCGCAGCUGUUGUCCUACCUGCAGGACUUUCACGUCGAUCUGGGCAUGUAUAUCUAAGGAUGCAGAUAAUGAUGACUGACUGAUUGCACUGCGAGCUAAUCAUUCACGUGAAUGCAUUGGCAGCGAGUGGAAAAUUUAUUGUAUAACUAGAUGCAUGCACACAAGUUACGUAAGCUAAAUUAAUUGAAAACUUUUGCAUUUUGAAUGUGAGAAUUUAAUGUGAAUUACCUGUUACCAAUUUCUCUCUGGCGUCUGUGUGUGUAACCAAUUGAACGUACGUAUGUGUAUAUAGUAUAUAGAAAUUUAUUGUCUAAGUAAAUAUUAAGGCGUUUAAGUGUCACAGAAACCAAUUAACUCGACAACAGUUGCAGCCAAUUGCACUUCAAAGCACAACAAUGCAAACAGAGACAAUUUGUUGCAUUUGCAUGUGUUCCUAGAAAUGUAAACUGCCAGAAAUCGCAAACAUUAACUGCCGUAAUUCGUGAAAAGGAUGUGUUUACGUGUUCAAUUGUGGAAACAGUUGAAUUAACAAGCAUUCCCUUAAACGUUUUAUCACCAAAAACUAAUUAUAAAACAGCUGAAUUUCAAUUAAGAGGAUUAAAUGUUACAUCCUCCGUUGUAACUGAGGCGAAUGCGUAUUCUGGAAUGCAUUUCAGUAAGUACAGUUGAGCAUUUAAGUAGCUAGAAAUUGAAUAAACUAACACAAGUACACAUGCUUAUAUAGUAUAUGUAUACACUUCAGAUUGCGAAAUAAAUUAAACAAAAAUGAUUGUAAACUAUUGAGAAUGCAUAUUUUAUUGAAUGUGCACAGGAAAAGAGCAAGAGAACGCAAAGAGAGAGCGAGAGAGAGAGAGAGGGGGAAUCGAAUAGAAAGUUGAAUGUGCGACAACAAAAUACGGAAUCUUUUGUUCUCAAAUGUUGUCCUCAAUUGUUAUCAAACGAUAUAUUUAUUUAUUGAUUUACCAACGAGCAUUUAAAUAUUAUUAUAUUACAUAUUAUUAUCACAUAUUUGUAAGGAAAAUUCUCGACUGAUUGCGAGUCAAAGUGAGGCACAGCGGCAGCUGAAGUUCAAAUUAGAAUCAGAAUCGGAAUCAGAAUCAGAAUCAGGUGAAACAACAGACACUGUAAAGCAAUUGUUAAACGCAUAAAUCACACAAAAUCAAAUCAAUUGCCAAUGUCAUGAGCAAAAGCUACAAGUUUCGAGCUAAUUUCCAUAAGAGACUCAAAGCACUAAGCUACACUGAAACUCAAAUCAAACCAAAAGGCACACAAACUCACACACACACACACACACAGCCAAUAUGCACACUCGCACACAGCAAGCUUCACACUAAUUUUGUUAUUAAACUGACAACUGCUUCAGCUAACUUAGUCUGUCUCAAGUUUUAAUGUGCACUUGUGAGCCACAGUUGUUACUCAAGGCAACUAUUUAGCAGAUGAAUAUUUAGGAAAUUAGGCAAU
Drosophila montana is the source of this 3776-nucleotide messenger RNA. RefSeq names its product Derailed 2 (gene Drl-2). The transcript is spliced from 10 exons. The record is from RefSeq and is a predicted model, not a curated record. NCBI's taxonomy places the organism in Eukaryota, Metazoa, Arthropoda, Insecta, Diptera, Drosophilidae. Bases 447 to 2372 code for a protein of 641 amino acids. Gene Ontology annotation, molecular function: ATP binding; protein kinase activity. Gene Ontology annotation, biological process: multicellular organism development; cell surface receptor protein tyrosine kinase signaling pathway; protein phosphorylation. Gene Ontology annotation, cellular component: plasma membrane; signaling receptor complex.